AAAUUCAGUUUAGUUGUAGAGACUUUUCUUUGUGGUCAAGGCUUGCUGUAACACCCGUAAAAAAUUGCAAAUCUAUUGAAAAAACUAACAAAUUUCGAGAAUGCGAAGUCCCUCGGCAGCAGUUUCGGCAAUGCUAAGGAUUUGUCUGAUAUAAUGACUGGCAGCUUUAAGGUGCAACUCAUCAACAUGGGCACUCGUGCUGCCGCCUUUCAGGCAAAAUUGAGAGCCCUUCAUGACUACCACGUACGUCUAUUGCACAAUGUCUUACCCGCCCCCUCUGGCGUUGAUAUUGCCAACAAUAUCAAAUACUUUUCACAAACUCUACUAACUGUCCUUAAAGAUGUGCGCACUUCUCCGCACGAACUUAUACGGGAUCCCCACGAGGAUCCCACACGCAUGUCUGCCUAUCCCAAUCUCGAAUAUGGCAACCUCUAUAAUGCCCUAACUAUGCUCAUCGAUGUGGCACCUUGCAUCCAGUAUGGACAAAUCGUUUUCGGCAAAGCUCUUUUGCAGUGCCUAAGCUGCAUUCUACCCUUCCUCGACAAGGAUCUUAUUGAUAAUCUACCCUAUCUCGUUAGCUCUACUAUAUCUGUACUACCACCAGCUCUGCACCAGGACAUUGUCAAUGCCCUGUGCUACUAUAUCUUACCCUUUACUAUCACUCGUCGCAGCUCUGAUGAGCAGGAGUGCCAGGCCUGCCAGUCUGUCUCCUCCGUGAUCAUGAUGGUGCUGCAGUAUUCCAACAAUCCCGCCCAUCACUGCCAGCUGCUGGAAUGCCUGAUGACCCUCAAGCAUAAUGUGGUCAAGGACAUUCUGUGCGUGGUGGCCUAUGGCACUGCUGUCUCCCGCUCCUCGGCAGCCAAGCUGCUCUUCUACUACUGGCCCGCCUUCGAUGCCAAUCUCUUUGAUCGCAAAGUCUUGCUCUCCAAACUGACAAACGACCUUGUGCCCUUCACCUGCCAGCGCGAGCAUUGCCCGAAUGCUGGGAAUGCCGAGGCAGCCAAGGUCUGCUAUGAUCAUAGCAUCAGCAUCGCCUAUGCCCCGGACUGUCCGCCGCCCCUCUAUCUGUGCAUCGAGUGCGCCAAUGAGAUCCAUCGGGAGCAUGCCAACCUGGAGUUUGGCGACAUCCUGCAUCCCAUGCAGCAGGUCUCGAUGGUCUGCGAGAACAAGAACUGUCGCUCCAACGAGAAGUCCGCCUUCUCCAUCUGCUUCUCCACGGAGUGUGCCACCUUCAACGGCAAUCAUCCCAUUCGCUACUGCAGCCAGUGCCACAGCAAUAGGCACAACUCGCGACGCGGUGGCGAUCAUGUGGUGCACCGCAGCCUGCAACCGGCCUGGCAGAUGGAUCCCGAGAUGCAGAUGCACAUGGUGGAGUCGGUGGUAAGCCUUUUGCGGGAGUCGAAGCCGCUCAACUUUGAGCCCGGCAAGGAGUCCUCCUCCUCGGAGGCGAAGAAGAACGGUUCGGCGGCCACGGCGGAUAAUAUUUCACGGGAGGAGCGUCAGAGGCUGGGCCGCUAUGGCAUUUGGCUGCUCGUGGGUCGCUGCACGCCCACUGCCGACACGCCCGUUGAGGUGCUGGGCAGAAUUCUGAGUAUGCUCUUCCAUUGGUUCCAUGUCACCGCCUAUUCCUACGAUGCUGCUGGUCAGGUGGAGAGCACCAUUGAGAAGCUGAAAGUGGAUCACGUCUGCAAUUGGCUGAAGGAGAUCUGCCGCAUCCACUACAACGUCUUCAUCGCCUGCCUGCUGCCACAUCCGCCCGAGUAUGCCCGCGUCGGCGGUCAUUGGGAGACCCUGGCCUCUCGCACCAGCCACCUCAAGGAGGGUAUGCAGCGUCUGAUCUGCCUGGUGCCGUACGAGGUGAUCACCUCGGAGAUCUGGGACUAUGUCAUGCCCCACUGGAUGGAGGCCAUCACCAACGAUGUGGCCGAGAAGGAGCUCAACGAGCUGAAGAUCGUCCUCAGCAAGAUCCUCGAUCCGGAGAUGUCGCCCCUUGGCUUCGAUGGCAAGACAAUGUACAACUUUGUGGCCAUACGCUUCGAGAAGACCACCGCCAAGGUCCAACAGCAGGCACUCCACUGGCUGCAGAUCCUCACGAAGCUGGAGAUUCUCAUUCCGCUGGUCCAGCUCUUUGCCAUGUUCGGCGAUGGCGUUCGCAUCAUGAAGUACGGCAUCCAGCACGAGCUGAUGCGCGAGAAGGAUGCUGCACAGCUGCAGCUUCCGAAGGCCCCCAAGGUGCCCUGCAAGGAGACCAAGGCAGAGAUGGCCAAUCCCCCCAGACGCAGUUCCAUUUCCCCUGUGGUGGAGGAUGACUCUGGCAAUACGUCGGCCAUAUCGGACGAUGAGGCACCCACCAAUCGCCACACGGAGUUCUCCACCGAUGCCGAGCACAAUCUCACCUGUUGCAUCCUCAUGCUGGACAUCCUUCUGAAGCAGAUGGAGCUGCAGGACGUGGAGCAGCACAUGGGCAUCCAUACAAGUGUGUGCGAGAAUGUCUCGCGGCUGAUCAAGUGUAUGGUCACAGCGGCCCGUGUGGGCCUUAGCAGCCAUGUGUGCGCCCUGAAGGUGGCGGAAUGCGCCUACUGCGAGGCCUCCAUCAUGUGGCAUCAGUUGGCCACGAAAUUGGUUCAGUUUAUGGCUCCUUUGAACCCCGUUAGGCCACCAGAUGUUCCCAUUGAGGACAUCAUCGAGGAGGAAAAGUCCUCACGCAAAUCCCCGCCCGAGUCCGACAAGGAAAAGACCAGGGAUGUAUCUCUAUCAAUGGCCCCGCUGCCCAUACCCCUGGGUCCGCUUGGAGGAUUUGCAGAUAUCUUUAAGCUAGAUCAAUUCUUUUCAGACGAUGGAAAAAUUAUUAUAAUGGCAGGUCCUGUGCCGGUGGCAGUGCCCCAACCCGAACCGCACUCGGUCGGCGGAGUGCUCGUCCAUAUGCCCCACGUCUGUUCCAAUAACGAAAAUGGGCAUUCAGUUGAUAGUAAUGAAUUGAGAAAAGUUCACGCCACAGACGAGAUCAUGACGGCCACUGUUGAGACAGUUUCAGAGCAGCUCGAUCUGGCCUCCAUCCUGCCCACAGAUCGGGCCAUAGCCCGUUCUAUAACCCUCUCCGAUGCGGAUGUCGGAAGCGCUAAUGUCAGCGUCACCAAGGCGUCGGUUAUGGGUGAGAACGGUGCCAAUGGCAGCACCGCCUGUGGGGGCGAGAAUGGCAGUGGUUCGGACGAGGAUGAGGAGGAGGAGGACAGCGAUGAUUUCUGGCACACUUCGGUGGGGAAAUUCAAAUUUACGCUGGACACGCUGCCUCAACCUCUGCAGUAUAUCCACCAGCUUCUCACGGAAAUACCCACCAUCAAGAAGCCAGAGAUACUGUACUAUGUGCUGCAGUGCCUCAAUACCAUGGCCCUGCAUGGAGAUGCCCUGGCCAAGGCGGCCAAAGAGCAGCGCGGCUUCUUCAUCUGGUGCCAGGAGAAUCUACUCAUCAAAAACCUUUGGGAACUUUGCAAUGCCGAACACUCGCACAUCUGCCAGGUGGGCGUGCCAUUGCUGCUGCACUGCAUCACGCUGCCGCUCGGUUCGGAUGUCUUUUGGCGCGUGGUGCAGGAGGCCUUCCACGAUACGGACUGGCGGGUUCGCUUCACAGCAGUCGAACGAGUAACCGUGAUUACACGUUUUAUGGAUUCGACGCCGCUGCGCUCAGAGGUGGGCCUGCAAACGGCACUGGCCACGGCCUUCUGUCAUCUCAUCGCCAGCAUGGAUGACAUCAAUGUGUAUGUGGCGCAGCGGGCGACGCUCUAUAUCGGUACGAUUCAUGACACGGCAAUACGGUCACUGCUCUUCUGCUUGGAGUCGCAGUUCGAUCUCUUCAUUGUGGACCGCCCGGUGGUGCUGCAGUCCGUCUAUCAGCUGCACAACUCCCUCUCCGAUCGCAAGCUGCUCGGCUGGGACUUUUUCCUCAAUCGCUUCGACACGCUCUUCGUGGAGGCGCAGAUCAAUCUGGAGAAAUGCGGCGAUAUCUCGUAUCUGCGAGACCUCCGCAACUCGGACAACGGCAGCGAGGCUUUGUCUGCAAAGAUCCUGAAGGCCAGGGAGGCCCUCAGUCAGUCGGAUACCAGUGGCAGCAUGGCCAAGACGCUGAGCGCUUCGUUCGGUACCAAAUGGCCCUACAAGAGGACUAUGUCGGCACCAGCCAGCAUGGCAUCGCGUCAGGAUAGCAAAUUUGUGCCCGAAAAGGAGAAGAUCUACAGCCGUCAGGUGUCAGCGCCGAUACUCAAGCGGAAGACCUCGCGCUUCGGACUGGGUCAGUUCCUAGGCAGUAGUAGUGGGGGGGCGUCUGGCAGCAGCCAGAGCGCCAAUCCGGCUAGUCAUAGUUCAGCAACGACCACGGCAACAGUAACAGCCACACGACCCAAACCGUCGCCCUGUCCCAUCCACCAUUAUACGCCACACACGGCCUUUCCCUAUCACCAUCCGUCGUCACACCACCACACACACCCACACGCACACCAUUCCAUGUACAUCCAACAGCCGCAGGCACAGGCACAGGCACACCACACCUUCGGCCACCAUCAUCCACCAUCGUAUCAUCCUCAUCCAGCCGGUAGUAGUGCACAAGUAGCAACCGCAUCAAGUCUAGCCUCGGCUCAUAGUCAGAGCCAUCAGUAUUUAGUGCAUUGCGUGCCACCCAGUCACCAAAGUCCGAUGCCCACGUUGCAAGAGGCAGAGACGCUGCUUCGCUCCCAGGCAGCAGCAGCAGUGGCAGCGGCAGCAACAGCCUCCGCCUCCGCCUCCGCCUCCUCCCAAGAGCAAGCCGGAGGCAACACCACCACAACCACAGCAGCAGCAGCAGUAACAGUAGCAACAACAGUAGCAACAACAGUAGCAACAACAACAGCAAGCAGCAGCUCGACAGCAAAUCCCCAUCCCUCGGGAUACUCCUUUCACUCCCAUUUCCAAAAGCAUCCGUCGGCACCCAAUCUGCUGCCACCGCAGCCAGCCGUGCCGGCGCCCAGUCCCAGUCCCUCGGCUCUGGCCUAUCCCAUGCACUGCACUUGCGAUGCAGGAACGCAUCCGGGUACGGGUACGGCGGCGGCGGGCAUCAGCAGCACGGCCAAUCCAGAUGGACACAUUCACUCUCUGGGCGGCCUCAAUGAUGAGAAUCUGAUUGGGCUGCUCAGUCGGAUCACGGAGCUGGAGGAGUCCGAUCGCGAGACCAUUCAUCUUUUGGUCUUCAUGCUGAUGCAGUUCAUGUCCCGCACGGAUCAGGCCUUCCCCUCGGAGGAUAAGCCAGUGACCAGGACACAGAAUAUCGUCUUGAAGCAUUUGUUUUUGCUGCUGGGACACAAUCAGAUCGACAAGACCUUCCACACCACCCCAGAAUCGCUAAGGGUGUCGGCCGUUUUCAAUGCCUUUCUGGCCAAUCUGCCGCAGGUGCUAGACCAGAAUCAUCUGAUUGGCGGUCUCAUCCUCCCCUCCGUCAUGCAGAUCACCCUGUAUGCCCCCUAUCCGACCAACACUUCGGGAGAGUCCUAUCAGAACAUUGUCUUCAACUACUCCCUGUGGCAUUUGGAGCAGUAUCCGCGACGGAACUGGCUCUUUACCCUCCUCGUAGUACUCUACAAGUACUCGUACACCCAGCCGCCGCUCAGUGGAUACAUCAUCUCGGGCAUUCGUAUGAUCAUGAACAGCCUGCGUGGCCAUUUCCAUCAGUGUAGGCGGAUUCCGACGACCACAAUACUGGAUAUCCAGGGUGUGGGCGGGGCAGCUCGCUCGCGUGAUGUCAGCCAGCCCUCGCUGGGCACCGAUCCGGAUGACAAGGAGGCCAGUCCGCCGGUCAGUCCCAUGUUCCCAUCGGAGGCCACCAGUGCCGCCUCCAAGAGCAAGGGCAAUGUGGCCUUCACACCGAAGCUGCAGCAUGCGUUCAGAAAGUACAAUGACUCCAGCCUGGAUGCGGAUGAGACCGAGUCGGAGCUGGUAGCCAUACCAGAGAGCGAUCUCUCGGACAGCACCCUGCAUGGCAGUGCACCGGGCUCCUUUGAUGACACCAUACACUUUGAGGAUGUGAUGCCCACCCGCAAGCGCCUUGAAUACACGGAGGAGAAAUCCACAAAAUCGCACAAGUCGAUGAUCACCACCAAAGUGGGCGAUACGUACACGACCAAAAUCAAGGCCACCACCACCAGCGAAACCCUCGUGACCACCCGUCACAGCCUGCAGGAGGGCGUACGCAUGAUCGUCACUCCUUUGGUGGCUGCAGAGACCACAGAGACGGCCAUUGUGAGUCCCCCCGUGGAUGUGCAUCGGGCGGUGACGGUGCGCAACAAAUCGCUGGAGAAUGCGGCCGCAUCCACAUCGAAAAUGUUUGCCGCAAUAGCAACCAACCAUCUGAAGGCACUCGGUGCCCUGCAGGAUGUCCCCGGCACAGCGGACAGAAAGCCCGGCUCCAGCAGCGGCAGUGGCAGUCGCUCGGUCAAUGGCAAUGCAACUGCUGCUCCAGCACCGUCUGCAGCUCCAACAAAGUCCAUAGGACGCCACAAGACGAUUGUGGAGUGCAGUGCCGGAACAUCGAGCUCCUCGAUGGACGAUUCCCGUCAUCAGAAAAAGUCACAGACCAAGUCCCUGAAGCGCACGGACAAGAACUACGGCUCGCCGGACUCGCCGCUGUCCAAGAUGAGCGUGAUGCCCAAUCCCAGGGAUGAGAUGGAUGCCGCGAUGCAGGGCCUGCCGCCGCCAAAGAAUAUUGCCGCCUUGGAGAUCCCAACUCCGGAGAGACUGCUGCCCAUUGGCACCCAGGAUACGGUGGCAGCACUGGUGGAGCGUGUGCGGGAGGGGCUGAAUCUUCCCGAUAUCAGCCACCUCAAGCAGGACAGUCUGGAUGUCUCGGAAAGCACCAAGGACGAUGUGACGCCCUGCAGCCGCACCAACUCUCCCCGUCGGCUCAUUAAGCAGGUGGCCUUGGAAUCGCCACCGAAUCCCAAUGCCCCGUCCACGUCGCAGCAGCCCACACAGCCUCCCGCUGAUCUCCACACUUCCAUUCUGAAGAAUGUCCAGCAGGAGCUGAAGCAGAGCGCGGGAGGAGCCCCCGCUGGAGGAGCAGCGGGCGGAGGCCUAACCUCCAGCAACAGCAUCAAGCGACCCCGCCAGAAGCUGGCACCUUUCAACGUCGACACCAAUGCCAUACCAGACAUACGUUCUCGGUUUGCGGGCUCCUGGCCACCGCCUCCGUUCCAGCCCGCCGAGCCCGAUCCAGACGAUGAGGGAGACGAUGGUGUAGGCGAGGCCACCAAUGGACAUGGAACCUCGCAUGGUACAGCUCAUGUGCCACGUGGGAGCGCACGUCGCGUUGGCGACUACACCAUAGUCGAGCGAUGUUCCGAUUGCGGUGCUCACAUUGAAGAGUACACAGACGAGGAGAUUGGCAUAUUCAUCGUGAUCUUGGGAACUUUUAUCCACCGCGAACCGGCCAUGGCAGCGCCCUUUCUCCCAGAGAUCCUCACUAUGACUUCGCGCAUCUGUCUGAGCUCUACCCACUCCUGGCAGGGGGAGAAUGGUCCGCCUUUGGCCUGCAGCGCACAGGCAGUGGCCCUGCAGUUCAUACGCUGUGUCCUCCAUCAGCUGGCGCCGAAUGGGAUCUUCCUGCAGGUGUUCCAGACCCAAAUGAAGAUGAAAAUCCGUCACUAUCAUUUUCGCAGCAUUGCCAAGGCCCUGCAGGAUUUCCAGGAUCUGAAUGCCACCAGUCCCAUCUACAUGGUGUGCGAGUCGUUGACCUCCAAGAAGGCUCUGCCAGUGGAUCAGCUGCCGGUGAUCUUCCGGAACAUGGCCGAGUAUCUGAAUCUUCAGUGUGUGCCCGCCGAAGCAGGCGUGGGCCUGGCCAUGUGGUCGCAGGCCAUGCAGGCGAUGGAGUCCUUGCUGCGGCAGGUGAUUGUGAUCAUGCCGAGCCUGACCAACGCCGAGUACAUGCUGGACAUCAUUGCGGCCACGCUGCGCCUCAACUGCGUGCCCAAGACCCUGCUCGAUCCGUACUCGAAGAUCAUGGCCUACUGCGUGCAGCACACGAAUCUCGAGUACCAGACCGUCUACGAGCUGUGCACCCUCAACACGCGCUCCUUCAGCAAGGAUCGCGACAAGAACCUGCUCUGCCGCCAGAUGAUUUUCGAGUUUGUGCAGGCCCUCAAGUUCAAGUCGAAUAUUCCCGACCACAAUCUCCUGGUGAUUAUUGGCGUUGUUCUCCUCGAUGCGGGGGGUACUUUGCCGCCGGGAUCUGCUCCUGGCAUGCCCGAUGCGGCUCCUAUGCUGACCACCAACUCCGCCGACUGCUUGCGGCAGUAUAUCAACGAUGUGAUUGACUUUCUGGCCGAUUUCCACACUCUCAGCAAGAUCAAGCACUUGAAGAACGGACAAACGAGCAACGGCCUUGGCGAGGACACACUGGGGGGCGUGCUCAAGGGAGCCGUGGCCCAAUAUCUGGCUCUGGAGAUGUCGCGAGGGAACUCCAGAGACAACAGAGCUGUCUCACGCUAUCUGCCGUGGCUAAACAAUGCACCCUCUUCCCUGCAGCAGGGUCCCAAAGAAUUCACCGAAUGCGUCGGACAUAUGCGUCUGCUCUCUUGGCUGCUGCUCGGCUCGCUGACCCACAUGGUGCUGAUGCAGCGUCGCCAGGAGACCCACACCAUACCGACGCCUCCGCCAAAUCCUCCGCCCGGGCAGGGCCAAGCGCCCGCAGCCAGUGUCCACUAUCAGCACCAGGGCGUGACCUACUCCCAGCCGGUGCCGCAGGAAGCCUCUUGCCACAUCGCCGAUCACAUUCAGGUGAUAUUCGCUGGCUUUGCCGAGCAGUCAAAGACCUCGGUACUGCACAUGUCCUCGCUCUUCCAUGCGUUUACCCUCUGCCAGCUGUGGACCGUGUAUCUGGAGCAGAUGGCGCACAACACCACCAGCAAUGUGGAGGGCGGCACGCUGGGCGUACUCUUCGAAUUCUGGGCCAAGGUAACGCCCUGCAUCCUGCAGCUGGUGUCCCACGCCAAGCCCACUAUCAACAAGGAUCAGCCACAGUCCAGUGUGGACUUCCAGACGCAAAGUGCCAACUCCAAGCUAUCCGAAAUGGUGAAUCUUCACUUCCUCAGUCUGCUGGAGGCCCUCAAGGACACAAACUCCACGGUGCUGGGCAAGCUGCUGCCCAUGUGGAGCCCUGUGCUCUCCUCGCAGACGCAGCUCUCGGACACGCUUCAUGUGCGCCUGCAGAAUGUGCGCGACUGUGCGCCGGACUACGAGGAACAGCAGGCCUUCAGGUCGGAGGCCCUGCUCAAGUGGCUGCAGCGAUUGCAGUUCAAAAUGGGGCAGAUCGAGCUGCAGGCCUCCACAGCCACACAGUUCUAUUCGAUUUAAAAUGGUGUUAUAAUCGUAUAUAAUCUUAUCCACUAUCUGUUGUUGCUUACACAAAUAAAUUAUUCACAGUGUUAACGAAAA
Molecule: messenger RNA, 9450 nt
Organism: Drosophila miranda
Lineage: Eukaryota; Metazoa; Arthropoda; Insecta; Diptera; Drosophilidae
Gene: unc79
Product: protein unc-79 homolog
Exons: 27
Coding region: 154-9369 (3071 amino acids)
Molecular function (GO): protein binding
Source: RefSeq, a predicted model, not a curated record